Molecule: messenger RNA, 793 nt
Organism: Serinus canaria (Common canary)
Lineage: Eukaryota; Metazoa; Chordata; Aves; Passeriformes; Fringillidae
Product: prolactin-releasing peptide
Exons: 3
Coding region: 114-440 (108 amino acids)
Molecular function (GO): hormone activity
Source: RefSeq, a predicted model, not a curated record
UUCCCUCCAGUAUAAAAGGCACAUGCCCCCAUCAGCUGCCCUGCUUCUGCUUGGAGCAGCGACUACCUGAGAAGCAGCUUCGGUACACACAGCCUUCCCACCAGUGCUCCAUCAUGUGGCAUCCAAUCUCCUGGACACCACGUGCCCAGUGGUCAUCCAACCAUUUAAAGCUAGUCACUGUCUAUGUCCUGAUGCUCUUGGUGUCGCUCAGCUUUGCCUCGGGACAGAGCAGACCAUUUAAACACCAGAUAGACAACAGAAGUCCUGAGAUCGACCCUUUUUGGUAUGUGGGCCGUGGUGUUCGCCCCAUCGGUCGCUUUGGGAAGAGGCAGCUGAGAAGCAGCCAUGGCAGCCUGAGCCCUGUGAGCAGACACCUGGAUUUCAUCUUGAAUGCUUUGUGGGAGCAAAAAUCAUUGGACACAGAGGACAGUGACUGGUGAUCUCUGUUCCCCAAGGUGGUGACCCAACCUCUGUUCUUUGAAUUGUGUCCUCCCCUGCACCUCAGACCUACAGUUCUGCUUUGCCUAGCAAUCCCACGCUGCUCUUCUUUCUGCUCCUUGUGCAAAUACCUUCAAAAAGAAACAUGUUCAGGGCGCAGGUAAAAGACAAUGCAUGGACACCAGCACUGAGUGCCACCACUGCUUAUAAAAAUGUUUCUUCAUUGUGCAUCCCCAGCAAUCUCCUGAUCCUGUUCACUGCUAGGUUUAUCCAAAACCCACACAGCUUUUGGGCUGGGAUUUAAACUCUGCAGUGUUAAAUGUAUCAUGAAACCUUCCUGUCACAUUUCAAAGUC